AUGACACACACUGCCGAUCAUAGUACCACGCGCCGGCUGCUGACUAAACGCACUUUCGCUUGCCGCGAAACAAAUUUUGAGCUUCAACAAGCAGAAAAGGAUUCAGCCCUGAUUUUUUCCGUAUCCAACCACUAUUGUCAAACUCUCCUCGAACUCGACGUCUCAGUCUCCGCCCAACUCGCGGUUAAAUCGAUUGAUUCUCCUGUUCGGAAACUCUCAAAAAGAAACACAUUUUCAAAAAUGAAGCACAUCGCAGCUUACCUCCUCCUCGGCCUGGGUGGAAACACCUCCCCCUCCGCUAGUGAUAUCAAGAGCGUUCUCAGUUCCGUCGGAAUCGAUGCUGACUCUGAGCGUCUCGAGAAGCUCCUUGCUGAGCUUGAAGGGAAAAAUAUUACCGAGUUAAUCGCUGAGGGCACCACCAAGCUCGCCUCAGUCCCAUCUGGUGGUGCUGCAUCUGCGCCUGCUGCAGGCGGCGCCGCUGCUGGUGGUGCGGCUGCUGCCGCUGAGAAAGCCGAGGAGAAGGAGGAGGAGAAAGAGGAGUCUGAUGAGGACAUGGGCUUCGGUCUCUUCGACUAAAUUAAGUGAUUUGUGAAUCCCUCGUUUUGCGAGGGGGGCGGUCAACAGAAUGCGAUACUUCAAUGGCAGCUUUGGAACAGCGAAACGUAUCAGCCUGGCAAUCAUAGCUGUAAAUACAUGACAGCUGGGGCUGCGGUGUGUGUCAAGUUUGUGUCGACCAGCUUUUUGAUGACACCCAUGAAGGAAGAAUUGAUGUAUUUCUAAUCACAAGAUUCUACAAAUCGAAAGACCUGUUCUUCCAGUAA
Histoplasma capsulatum G186AR is the source of this 821-nucleotide messenger RNA. Its product is annotated as 60S acidic ribosomal protein P2. Gene Ontology annotation, cellular component: cytosolic large ribosomal subunit; ribosome. The record is from RefSeq and is a predicted model, not a curated record. Gene Ontology annotation, molecular function: structural constituent of ribosome. Gene Ontology annotation, biological process: cytoplasmic translational elongation. The coding region runs from base 1 to 576 and encodes 191 amino acids. The transcript is spliced from 3 exons. Lineage: Eukaryota; Fungi; Ascomycota; Eurotiomycetes; Onygenales; Ajellomycetaceae.